Sciurus carolinensis (gray squirrel) is the source of this 2234-nucleotide messenger RNA. It is a transcript of the gene Thra, whose product is annotated as thyroid hormone receptor alpha. The record is from RefSeq and is a predicted model, not a curated record. Gene Ontology annotation, molecular function: nuclear receptor activity; RNA polymerase II cis-regulatory region sequence-specific DNA binding; zinc ion binding. Gene Ontology annotation, biological process: cell differentiation; retinoic acid receptor signaling pathway; negative regulation of transcription by RNA polymerase II. The transcript has 9 exons. Bases 518 to 1750 code for a protein of 410 amino acids. Lineage: Eukaryota; Metazoa; Chordata; Mammalia; Rodentia; Sciuridae.
GGGCGGAGGAGGGAGGAGCCAGAGCGGCCGCCGCCUCUGCCGGAGGAGCCGCGGGGCCGCCACACUCGCCCCCCCGCCCCCCCGCGCUCACUAGCUCUCACACCCGGGCGCUGGAGGCGGGCGGCCCGGGCCCCACCGGCCCCCCAUGGACGCCCCCGGCACGGGGCGCUGAGACCCCAGCGUCGUUGCCCAGCCCGGUCCAGCGCGCCACGCCGAGGGACUCUGGACAGGACAAGACUCCGAAGCUACUCCCCCUGCCCCUAAUCCAGGAUCCCCCACAAACCCUGCUUGUCCCCCAGCUCUCCUACCUGCCACUCCCUGGCCCCUCCCACCGCCUGCCCCCCUUGGGGUGCAGGGUAUGGUGUGAAAGGCCAAGUGCUGAGGCGGGUACCAUGGGUGCUGUGCCCUAGGGCCUGGGUGGCAGUGGGUGGGUGGCCUGUGGGUGUACCGGGGGGGCCACUGUGCCCACCCCAGUCUCUUGGCGUGCUGGAGGGCAUCCUGGAUGGAAUUGAAGUGAAUGGAACAGAAGCCAAGCAAGGUGGAGUGUGGGUCAGACCCAGAGGAGAACAGUGCCAGGUCACCAGAUGGAAAGCGAAAAAGAAAGAACGGCCAAUGUUCCCUGAAAACCAGCAUGUCAGGGUAUAUCCCUAGUUACCUGGACAAAGACGAGCAGUGUGUCGUGUGUGGGGACAAGGCAACCGGUUAUCAUUACCGCUGUAUCACUUGUGAGGGCUGCAAGGGCUUCUUUCGCCGCACAAUCCAGAAGAACCUCCAUCCCACCUAUUCCUGCAAAUAUGACAGCUGCUGUGUCAUCGACAAGAUUACCCGCAAUCAGUGCCAGUUGUGCCGCUUCAAGAAGUGCAUUGCCGUGGGCAUGGCCAUGGACUUGGUUCUAGAUGACUCAAAGCGAGUGGCCAAGCGCAAGCUGAUCGAGCAGAACCGGGAGCGGAGGCGAAAAGAGGAGAUGAUCCGAUCUCUGCAGCAGCGACCAGAGCCCACUCCUGAAGAGUGGGAUCUGAUCCAUGUUGCCACGGAAGCCCAUCGCAGCACCAAUGCCCAGGGCAGCCAUUGGAAGCAGAGGCGGAAAUUCCUGCCGGAUGACAUUGGCCAGUCACCCAUCGUCUCCAUGCCAGAUGGAGACAAGGUAGACCUAGAGGCCUUCAGCGAGUUUACCAAGAUCAUCACCCCGGCCAUCACUCGUGUGGUGGACUUUGCCAAAAAACUGCCCAUGUUCUCCGAGCUGCCUUGCGAAGACCAGAUCAUCCUCCUGAAGGGGUGCUGCAUGGAGAUCAUGUCCCUGCGGGCGGCUGUCCGCUAUGACCCCGAAAGCGACACCCUGACGCUGAGUGGGGAGAUGGCUGUCAAGCGGGAGCAGCUCAAGAAUGGCGGCCUGGGAGUGGUCUCCGACGCCAUCUUUGAACUGGGCAAGUCACUCUCUGCCUUUAACCUGGAUGACACGGAAGUGGCUCUGCUGCAGGCUGUGCUGCUAAUGUCAACAGACCGCUCGGGCCUGCUGUGUGUGGACAAGAUCGAGAAGAGUCAGGAGGCAUACCUGCUGGCGUUCGAGCACUACGUCAACCACCGCAAACACAACAUUCCGCACUUCUGGCCCAAGCUGCUGAUGAAGGUGACUGACCUCCGCAUGAUCGGGGCCUGCCACGCCAGCCGCUUCCUCCACAUGAAAGUCGAGUGCCCCACCGAACUCUUUCCCCCACUCUUCCUCGAGGUCUUUGAGGAUCAGGAAGUCUAAAGCCUCAGGCGGCCAGAGGGUGUGCGGAGCUGGUGGGGAGGAGCCUGGAGAGAAGGGGCAGAGCUGGGGGCUGAGGGAGACCCCCCAACCUCUUCUCUCCUUCCUCCCAUCCUUGGAUAGAUGCAGCUCCCAUACACCCCCGCACUGCCCAGGUCCCCCUCAGAACCUCCAGCCCUGAGACAGGGCAAACAAAUGAACUUGCUAUGAAAGGACAGUAUGGGAGGCUGGGACCGUGUCCUGCAGUUCCCGGGGCCCCAUCCUCUAAGAAGGUAGGGGAAGAGAACUAAGAGGGACAAGCCAUCUUGACUGUAGGGAAAGGAAGAAUGUGGGAUGGGGGAAGAUGCCCUCACUCCCCCCUACACACACAAGAGAUCCCCCACCCAGUUCCUUGGCCUAGGUUUCCCCUCCAGGCUAAGGGCCUCUACUUUCCCAAGAUGCCUGGGUGCAAAAAAAAAGACGGCUUGGCUUGGCUCCUCCCCUGGAG